Messenger RNA from Micromonas commoda, 348 nucleotides. RefSeq lists its product with no specific name. Lineage: Eukaryota; Viridiplantae; Chlorophyta; Mamiellophyceae; Mamiellales; Mamiellaceae. The record is from RefSeq and is a predicted model, not a curated record. The transcript has 2 exons. Bases 1 to 348 code for a protein of 115 amino acids.
AUGGACGUCUGGGAGGACCCGGCGAUCUGGGAUGAGCUGGUCGACUUCGGCAAGGAGCACCCGACCGUCGGCCCGAGCAGGAGGUUGCUUGGCGGUAGUUUCGACCUUACCGCCGAGGAAAACCAGGUGUAUCUGUUCAUGGUUAUCUUCGGGGCGAUACUUUUCGCCACGCCCCCGUUCCUCAAGUGCCUCCAAAUCAUAAAGAAAAUGCGCGGGCUAAAGGCUGUCACGGACACGGACCUGGAGAUGUGGGACUUCGCCGAGGAGUACGAGGACAUGAAGCACAUCCACGACCCUCUGGACGGCGAGCAGAGGGACAACAAGAAAAAGAAGAAGCGCCGAGGUUGA